GGGGACAAACCCCGGACAUGUCCCCAGGGGCCACUGCUGCCUGCCGGGGGCCGCGGGCAUGGGGACACGGGCAGGGAAACUGGAAUUUUCCUCGGGGACAGAAGCAACAAAGCCCAAGGGGGAAAAUGAGCCCGGUCAGCAGCGCUUUGUUCCAUCCUGUGAGGGGCAAGGCAGGAGCGUAGGGAAGUCCCCUCUUCCCUCAGCCAAAGGCAGGUCCAGGAUGGAACAUUCCUGCUCGCUCCUGCUGCUCUGUGCUAGUUUCACUUUUGCACAAGCUCUGCCACCCAAUGGAACCGAGCUGCCCAGAACAACCACGACCACCAACUCCACGGAGGAGAACACCCUGCACAAGGAGCUGCUGACGUCCCUGCUGAUCCUGGUGCUGGUGGUGCUCAUUUUCGUGGUGCUGGUGGGGUAUUUUUUCAGGUUCAGGAGACACAGGAAAGCUGUGGUGAACUCCGGGGACAAGAAGAUGCCAAACGGGAUCUUGGAAGAGCAAGAACAGCAGCGGGUCAUGCUGCUCAGCAGGUCUCCCUCGGGCCCCAAGAAGUAUUUCCCUAUCCCAGUGGAAAACCUGGAGGAGGAAAUCCGGAUACGCUCGGCAGACGAGGGGAAGCUCUUUAGAGAAGAGUUUAAUUCAUUAACGUCUGGAUAUGUGCAGGGAACAUUUGAAAUGGCAAAUAAGGAAGAAAACAGGGAGAAGAACAGAUACCCCAACAUCCUGCCAUAUGAUCAUUCCAGAGUGAUUUUGAGCCAAAUUGAUGGAGUCCCAUCUUCAGACUACAUUAAUGCAUCAUAUAUAGAUGGUUAUAAAGAAAAGAAUAAAUUUAUAGCAGCACAAGGACCCAAGCAGGAAACAGUCAAUGACUUCUGGAGGAUGAUCUGGGAGCAGAAAUCAGCCAUUAUUGUCAUGUUAACCAACCUGAAAGAAAGAAAAGAGGAGAAGUGUUUCCAGUACUGGCCUGACCAGGGCUGCUGGACGUACGGCAGUGUCCGUGUGUCGGUGGAGGACUGCGUGGUGCUGGUGGAUUACACCGUCCGCAAGUUCUGCGUGCAGUCGCUCCACGAGGGAUGCAAAGCUCCAAGGCUGGUCACACAGCUCCACUUCACCAGCUGGCCGGAUUUUGGGGUGCCUUUCACACCCAUUGGCAUGCUGAAAUUCCUGAAAAAAGUCAAAACCUUGAAUCCUGCCCAUGCUGGACCGAUUGUGGUUCACUGUAGCGCUGGCGUGGGGCGCACGGGCACCUUCAUCGUCAUCGACGCCAUCAUCGACAUGAUGCACGCCGAGCAGAAGGUGGACGUGUUCGAGUUCGUCUGCAGGAUCCGCAACCAGCGGCCUCAGAUGGUUCAGACUGAUAUGCAAUAUUCCUUCAUUUACCAAGCCUUACUCGAGUACUACCUCUACGGUGACACAGAGCUGGAUGUGUCAUCCCUGGAAAAACACCUCCAGACUUCCCACAAUGCAGCCCCAAACCUGGUCAAAAUAGGGCUGGAAGAGGAAUUUAAAAAGCUGACCAACGUGCGGAUCAUGAAGGAGAACAUGAGAACUGGCAACCUCCCAGCCAACAUGAAGAAAGCAAGAGUCAUCCAGAUCAUCCCCUAUGAUUUUAACAGAGUGAUUCUGUCCAUGAAAAGAGGGCAGGAGUACACAGACUACAUCAAUGCUUCCUUCAUAGAUGGAUAUCGGCAGAAGGAUUAUUUCAUUGCCACCCAGGGCCCCCUGCCCCACACGGUGGAGGAUUUCUGGAGGAUGGUGUGGGAGUGGAAGUGCCACACCAUCGUGAUGCUCACCGAGGUCCAGGAGAGGGAGCAGGAAAAAUGCUGCCAGUACUGGCCAUCAGAGGGCUCUGUGACUCACGGAGACAUCACGGUGGAAAUAAAGAGUGACAGCCUGAUGGAUGCCAUCAGUGUGAGGGACUUCCUGGUUACAUAUAAUCAGAGCAACCAGGAGAAGCAGAGCAGGCUGGUGAGGCAGUUCCACUUCCACGGGUGGCCGGAGAUUGGGAUUCCCUCCGAGGGCAAGGGCAUGAUCGACCUCAUUGCGGCCGUGCAGAAGCAGCAGCAGCAGACAGGGAACCACCCCAUCACUGUGCACUGCAGUGCUGGAGCGGGGAGGACGGGGACCUUCAUCGCCCUCAGCAACAUCCUGGAGCGGGUGAAGGCCGAGGGGCUCCUGGACGUGUUCCAGGCUGUGAAGAGCCUGAGGCUGCAGAGGCCACACAUGGUGCAGACACUGGAACAGUAUGAAUUCUGCUACAGAGUGGUACAAGAUUUCAUCGACAUCUUUUCAGAUUAUGCUAAUUUCAAAUGAGAACUCUGCCUUAUUUUUUAAUUUGUCUGUAUAAAUAGUUGUAUAUUAUGUUAAUUUAUUCCGUGUCACUUGGAUUGUUGGCUGAACUGUAAAUACAACGUUGUGCUGGCUCUAAAAGUUGCAUUUGCUGUAUAAAGUUGUUUCUUAAAUAUAAAUAUCUUCUAAAGCAAAGUAUAAUGUUCCUAUACUGUAUAGCACUGUAAGAUGGGAUAGAAAUCUUUAUUCUAAAUAACAAAAAAUUAAUUCUCGGGGUUUUUUUCCUUUGUAUUUUGCCACUCAUAAAUAUUUAUCAACAAUGUUCUCUCAAUUCUUGAUUUUUUUUGACAGGUGAUUUACAGUUCAUCCUAAAAAACUUGGAUUUUGGUUCACCUGUUUAAACAUUUUUUGUUCACCAGGAAAAUAAGUAUUUAUUUUUCCAGGCUGUUUUAAAGACCCUCCAGCUUUUGUUGGAUUUUGAGUCUUACUGUCCAUAGGAUAAAGUCAGUAGAAAUACAGAUUGGAAUUUUUGAAUUAACAGAACCUUCAAAGCCCUGUUAAUUUGGUUUUUUAUUUGCCAGAUACUGUUUAAAUCAACUUAGAAAGGCAAUAAUGUGAUUUUUAGAAUAUUUUGCAUAUUUGAAAAGUAUAUUUUGCAGCGCCUGAACUUGUCUGCUUGAAGAGAAAAGCCAGAAAUGGAAUUAAAAACUUCCCUUUUCUGUAAACACCUGCAUAAUUUCCCACUUCUUUGAAGUAAGAGAUGGACUCUUAUUCCUUGAUUUGACUCAGCAGGAUAAUGAAGAUGUAAAAAUUGGAAAAAACAUUUUGUGAACAGUUUAAUGCCAGAAACAUUGAGUACUGUAGCAAAAGUUCCUCCAGGUUUUUUACCCUCCCAGAACUGUUACCAGAAAAGGACUUCCCAUAAGGGGUUUAGGGUUGUGUACAGAGAUAUAUUUUUACUGAAGUACUGCUGAGAAUAGAGUUGGUGACAGAAAAUAUAGAAGAUUUUACUACAGCCCUGACCAGGGGCUGGAAAAUCCCCCAAAUCACAGGGCACCUGAAUGUUGAAUAAUUACCAAGUUUAUAUUUCCCACUCUUCCAUCUCUGACUUAAUGAGCACAAAGGGGUGAAUCUGUAAUUAAUUCCAUAACGAAUAUGCAACAGUUCUGUCUCGUCCAGCCGGGCUUUGGCCAUGCAACAUCAGAGCCUUAUUUAAAACAAACAGCUUAAACUGAGCUUUUCCCUGCUCUUCUUGCACUAUUUUAUCCCAUUCCAGUAUAAUCUCACUGCACCUUGGAGCAAUGCAAAGGGACAGGAAGGUGUUCCCAGGUCUCCUUCCAUUCCAUCCUGGCUGGAAAAGGUUUGGGAUGGGAAUUCCUGAGCACCCAGUUCCCACAGUGCCCUUGGCUGUUCUUGUCUUCCCGUCGCUGCACUCCUGUAUUUAUUUGUACAGUAAAUUAUGCACAAAACAAGAUUGUUUAAAGACUAAACCUCGCUCGUGAGUCUCUAUGAGAAGAAACCCUCAAGCCACAGGGCUGGGUAGUGAAAGUGGAGCUGAGGAAGGGCAUGUUCCUGAAAUUCCAUCCAAAUUGCAAGAGCCAGGAUAAAUUCAGCCUGGAAAUUAUGAAGUGGAGGUUCAGUCUGAUUUAUAGCACAGGAGACUCCCAGAGGUAGGAGAAUAAUGCAAAGAAAUUCCCAUUUUCUGAUCCUGAUGUCAGGAUCUUUCCAACCGUGUAGCCAGCAUUUGAAUAACAAUAGUAAUAAUAAUUUGUCUGUUGGGCAGAUUUUGUUGCGUCCCUGAGGUAAAAAGGGUUGAGUUGUCCAUGAAGUCAAUCUCCAUGGCAGGGAGACUCCAAAAGGUUGGAGAAUAAUGCAAAGGAAUUCCCAUUUUCUGAUCCCGAUGUCAGGAUUGUUCCAACCAUUUAGGGGGCAUUUGAAUAAUAAUAAUAGUAAUAAUAAUUUGUCUGUUGGGGAGAUUUGUGGGCCCCUGUGGUAAAAACUGGAGUUGUCUCCUGAAGUCAAUCUCAGUAGAUUGCUCCAAAAGGUUGGAAGGUUAAGGAAUUUCCACGUUGUGAUCCUGAUGUCAGAUCUCUCUGACCAUCUAGCCAGCAUUUGAACAAUAAUAAUUUGUGUUUUGGGGUUUCUGGGGUCUCUGAGGUAAAACCUCGUGUUGAGUUGUCCGUGGGGUCAAUCUCAGAGCAGCAGUGAUGGCGUGUGAGGGUGUGGGGCUCCCACAGCCCCCAGGAGCUGCAGCACAACUCCAGCUGCCCACUGAAGGCCUCCCUACACCAGGAGCAGGGUAGAGUUCAGCUGGAACACCAAAUCCUCGGUGGGUACUCGGAUUUUAGUCGAUAACCAGAUGGAGAUAUGGAGGAGGAAAGAGAAAUGCCUAAAAUACAAUUCCGAGUUCACAGCUGUGGCUCCAUGAAGGUUUCUGUGGAAUUUGCAGAGCUCCCUUGGCAGUCGUUGGGUGCACUCCGUGGCUGGAGCUCUGGGGUUUGUCAUGGUGGAUUGGAAUUUUCCUUUGAAUCUCCGUCCGUUGCAUGGAAUUCCUUUAAAAGGCCAAAUAGUUGGAUUGGAAGUGUCCUUCUGAUCUGUCUUGGUUUUGGUCACUGUGUGACUUUGUGUGUUCAGAAGGUCCCAGCUCAGCGUUUAAGCGUUUGCUUCCCAACAUCCUCAUCCCACAAUCCAUGGAGUGCCAUGGACUCCCUGUUCCCAAAGCAACCCCUUAAAAGUGCUUGGCUGACUUGGGCCUUAAUGAAGAAUGCAUACUGUAAUUAGCUGUGUUUUUUAGGCUAUUUUUAUGUAUUUUUUAAACUUUUAAAAUGAGCCUGACCACCCCGUGUUGUCUUUUGAAAUGUUUGCGUUUCCCGUUUUUCAUGUAAAGUUCCUUGAACUUUUCUGUAUAACCAAAAUGUAUUUAAUUUGUCAAAUCUUUAUAAUAUAUAUAUAUGUAUGUAUUAUACAGUUUCAGCUCUUAUUAUUUUCUUUUCUUACGUUUCUAAUUUGAUCUUGCUGUGUUUUUAAUGCCGGUGAAUGUGGCUGAAUUAUUUGUAUAUGCAAAUUGCAAGAUCUAAUACAUUCUGAUGCAAGAACAAAGCUUCUUUUUUAUUCUCCACCUGCAUUAUUUCCUUUAAAUCUUUUAAUUUCAUGCCUGUGUUGUGUGUUCAUUUGAAUUUAGCAUUCUAAAAGAGUUGAAAUCCAUUAUCUAGAUAAGUAAUUUUUCUGUGCUUAUCUGCAGCUGUUUGGGAGUAAAAUUCUGUUUUA
Messenger RNA from Prinia subflava (tawny-flanked prinia), 5554 nucleotides. RefSeq names its product protein tyrosine phosphatase receptor type E (gene PTPRE). Gene Ontology annotation, molecular function: protein tyrosine phosphatase activity. Gene Ontology annotation, biological process: protein dephosphorylation. The record is from RefSeq and is a predicted model, not a curated record. NCBI's taxonomy places the organism in Eukaryota, Metazoa, Chordata, Aves, Passeriformes, Cisticolidae. The coding region runs from base 59 to 2311 and encodes 750 amino acids. The transcript has 21 exons.